CAACAUCUGUGAUUCUCCUCCCCCUUUUCAUGACCCUCCCUCUGCAUACCAGGACCGGCUCUUUCUCCUGAUUUAGAUUGUACUCUGCAUGCGGGGACUGGAGUGCAGCUGAAGUAUGCUCCGGUCAGGCCAAUUCAAGCACUGAAACCCCUUUGUUCCACUUAGACACCCGACCGAGCGGCGGGACCCGGUCAUGGACCCUCUGACAGAGAGCUUCUUUAUGGAGGAUGAAGGACUUACCAUGAAGAAGACAGCAGGGCUCUUUCUGUGUGUCUGUCCUCCUUUAAAGGGCCUCUCCGUGAUCCCGAAGACGACGUGUACUCCAAGUUUUUCAUGAGUCACUGCUGCUACGAUGCCAUUCCAACAAGCUCCAAACUGGUCGUUUUCGACACAACGUUACAGGUAAAGAAAGCAUUCUUUGCACUGGUUGCAAAUGGCGUCAGAGCUGCUCCUUUAUGGGACAACAAGCUGCAGUGUUUUGUAGGGAUGCUCACCAUUACAGACUUUAUUAACAUUCUCCACCGUUACUACAAAUCUCCUAUGGUACAGAUCUAUGAGCUGGAGGAACACAAGAUUGAGACAUGGAGAGCUUUAUGUGUUUCCUCUCCAGAGGUCUAUCUACAAUAUUCUCUCAACACCCUGAUCAGCAUCACACCUGAAUCCAGCCUGUUUGAAGCCAUUUAUUCUUUACUGAAGAACAAGAUUCAUCGGCUACCUGUCAUAGAUCCGGAAUCGGGCAACGUCCUGCACAUACUGACCCAUAAACGCAUCCUCAAGUUCUUACACAUCUUUGGCUCCACGAUCCCAAAGCCACGGUUCUUACAGAAGCGAAUAGAGGAAGUAGAAAUCGGAACCUUCAAGAGUAUCGCAACUGUCAGAGAGACUGAAACGGUUUUUGAUGCAUUAUCAAUAUUUGUAGAGCGACGGGUCUCAGCCCUGCCCGUUGUCAACGAACAAGGGAAAGUAGUGGCGCUUUACUCCAGGUUUGAUGUCAUUAAUUUGGCUGCACAGAAAAACUACAACAAUCUGAAUAUGACGAUGCAGGAGGCCAUUCAGGGACGUUGGUGCUGUGUUGAGGGGGUGCUAAAAUGCUACCCUCAUGAAACUCUGGAAAUUAUCAUAGAUCGCAUUGCUGAAGCAGAGGUUCACCGUCUGGUUCUAGUGGACAAUGAGGAUAUGGUGAAGGGAAUCGUCUCGCUCUCUGAUUUGCUUCAGGCUUUGGUCUUGACUCCAGCAGGCGUGGAUGCACUUUUCUCUUGACACCAGUGGAGGGCUCUCCUUUCUAGCCCCAGACAGAUUUAUGACCUUACCUAUACCAGACAUUGUCACUUGACUGGGCCCUGAAGAUGUGAAUGGUUGAAGACUGAAAGUGUAAAUAAUUUUUAAUUGUUGCUAGCACCUUGAGAUUUGAUGUACAACUUAAAAUGUCUAAAUGUGUUCAGCAAUUGUACUUGUAUAUUUGUGUAAUUUGUUCAAAAACGGCAAUGUAAUAAUUUAAUUUGUGCAACGUGUGUGUCACAAAAAAAAACAUUUUGUUACAUAUUAUUUAACAAUGACAGCUUCCUAUGACCUAAAAUCUUUAAAAUAAAAUUUUGUUAUACAA
This is a messenger RNA of Misgurnus anguillicaudatus (oriental weatherfish), 1603 nucleotides long. It is a transcript of the gene prkag3b, whose product is annotated as protein kinase, AMP-activated, gamma 3b non-catalytic subunit. NCBI's taxonomy places the organism in Eukaryota, Metazoa, Chordata, Actinopteri, Cypriniformes, Cobitidae. The record is from RefSeq and is a predicted model, not a curated record. Gene Ontology annotation, biological process: regulation of catalytic activity; protein phosphorylation. Gene Ontology annotation, molecular function: protein kinase regulator activity; protein kinase binding; AMP binding. Gene Ontology annotation, cellular component: nucleus; nucleotide-activated protein kinase complex; cytoplasm.